Molecule: messenger RNA, 1814 nt
Organism: Zonotrichia albicollis (white-throated sparrow)
Lineage: Eukaryota; Metazoa; Chordata; Aves; Passeriformes; Passerellidae
Source: RefSeq, a predicted model, not a curated record
GUGUGAGAGCCCUGUGCAGGUGGGCAAACUGCAGGACCUCAUCAACCGGAGUAAGAUGGCCAGGUGUAGAGGACGCUUUGUCUGCCCAGUCAUUCUGUACAAGGGGAAGCAUAUUUGCAGAUCAGCAACACUGGCUGGCUGGGGAGAGCUCUAUGGGCGCACUGGCUACAACUACAUCUUCUCUGGAGGUUCUGAUGAUGCUUGGGCAGAUGCAGAAGACAUUUCUGAAGAAGACUCUGCAUUUAGAAAUGCAGACUCCCAGCUGUUUGACAAGGUCAGAGGGCACGACAUCAAGCUGCUUCGAUACCUGUCUGUCCGAUACAUCUGUGACCUGAUGGUGGAAAACAAGAAGGUGAAAUUUGGCUUGAAUGUGACCUCUUCUGAGAAGGUGGACAAAGCUCAACGUUAUGCUGAUUUCACACUUCUCUCCAUCCCCUAUCCAGGCUGUGAAUUUUUUAAGGACUACAAAGACCGGGAUUAUACAGCUGAAGGUCUCAUAUUUAACUGGAAACAGGACUAUGUAGAUGCUCCAUUAAAUAUCCCAGUCUCUCUGACCCAGUCUCUGAAUAUUGAUUGGAGCGAGUACCAGAGCUGGGACCUCGUACAGCAGACACAGAACUACCUGAAGCUGCUGAUCUCCAUUAUCAAUAGUGAUGAUGACAGCGGGCUCCUGGUGCACUGUAUAUCCGGCUGGGACCGAACGCCUCUCUUCAUCUCCUUACUGCGCCUCUCCUUGUGGGCUGAUGGGCUGAUCCACUCGUCCCUGGAUCCAUCUGAGAUUCUCUACCUGACAGUGGCCUAUGACUGGUUUCUCUUUGGGCACAUGUUAGUCGAUCGACUCAGUAAAGGAGAAGAGAUUUUCUUUUUCUGCUUCAAUUUUCUGAAGCACAUCACCUCUGAGGAGUUCUCUGCUCUGAAGUCACAGAGAAGGAAGAGUUUGCCACCUGGCUUCACCCUGGAAGAGAUCUGCAUGCUCAAGCAGAAAGACCGAGGCAGCACCACAAGCCUGAGCAGUGACUUCUCCCUGGGGUUGGAAAGUUCCCCUGGAGCAGCUGGGAGCUUUACCUAUGAAGCAGUGGAGCUGAUGCCAGCAGGAGCACAGGCUCAAGCAGCUUGGAGGAAGAGCUGUGCAUCGUCACCACAAGCCGUGCUCUGGAGCAGAGCACAGCAGUCUGAAGACAGGCUGCCUUCCACAGGGAUGGGUGAAGUCAAGUCCUCCAGCUCCUCCUCAUCAGCCCAUUCUGAUAACUUCCUGAGGAUUGGAAGCAGCCCACUAGAAGUGCCCAGAUCCAGAUCGGCCGACCAUUCUCUGCCCGGAUCUUCCGUUUCCACAGACUUUGGCAGCUGGCAGAUGGUGACAGGGUGUGGCAGUAUUCGGGAGCAGGCAAGCCUGAGCGCGGACGCCUCUCUCCCUUGCAGCUUCCCGGAUGAGUUCUCUAACACUUGCCUACUGGUGUCACCGAGUGACCGUGAGUGUCGUCUGGAGGAAGUGCGCUCUGCCUUUCUGGCAAGCUACAGCCGGACCAUCGGCCUAAAGGCCGUGCCCGCCAGCCCCUCAGGGGCCAUCGGUGGUCUCCUCGAGCAGUUUGUGCGGGGCGUGGGACUGAGAGGCAGCAGCACCCUCUGAACACGGCGUUCCCAGACCACUGCCUGGAAAACUGGGGCUGGCACGUCCCCCAGCAGAGUCCUGGGACCCUCUCCGUGGUGCGGGCACCUGCUGCACCCAGCGCCCGCCGCCAGCCCCCCCUGCCUGGGGCUGGGGGGUGCGGGGUCUUCGGCGAGUCUCUGCAGUAAAUGACCCGAGCUGUGCCCUC